This is a messenger RNA of Akanthomyces muscarius, 3375 nucleotides long. RefSeq lists its product as uncharacterized. Gene Ontology annotation, molecular function: ATP binding; ATP-dependent chromatin remodeler activity. Lineage: Eukaryota; Fungi; Ascomycota; Sordariomycetes; Hypocreales; Cordycipitaceae. Bases 1 to 3375 code for a protein of 1124 amino acids. The transcript has 4 exons. The record is from RefSeq and is a predicted model, not a curated record.
AUGUCAAUGCGCUCUAAAUUAUCGCAUCGACUUUCCCUGCUGCGGGCUCGUUUGCGUGACUCAAUCCUCAUCGUCUUUACAAACGGCCACUCUGCCUGUUCAGACACUAUGCAUUCCUGGAACCCGGCCGCCUUGCUUCAGCCGGGUCGUCGCCAGCCUAAUCAUAGUCGUCUGGGAACACCCUCUUCGAAUCCCGCGUCGCCUAUGCCCUCGGCGCUCCGGGAUCGGGCUGAUUCUGAAUCCAGCGCUAGCAACACGGUUUUUCAGUUUGCUACGGCUGGUGACAGUGCUUCGGACAUCCCCAGUGGCCCAUCAACGCCUGGCAGCACAACGCCUGUUUCUGGCGUUGGGUCUUGGCUCGAACGAGUCAACAAUGUCCAGGCUCGGUCCGCCAUUCCGCAAGCAAAGCGAAGAAAAGUUGAUGAAUUCGGCGACGAUGGUAAAAGCACCACUAUGCCCACAAGGCACGGCGGCGGCGGCCUCGGAGACUAUGUUCGGGACCAGCAGCAGCAGUCCAAUGGCGCUAUCGCCACACAGGCCAUGAUGGUCGACUUGACAGCUGGUACCGAUGACGAGGUCCAGGAGAUCAGUGAUCCAAAAGACGAAGAAGUCUGCUAUGGCAUGAUAAAGACCUACCUAAACUGCACUCGAGUUCCGUCACCAAAGCCUGGAACCCAAAGUCUCUUUGGCGCUGGCUACAUUCCACCCAUCAAGAUCAACCUCAAGAGGGCUGUAGGCGACCAGACUCUCAAAAUACCAGCGUCCGACUUUACCCGUGAAAUUAUCGGUCACGUCGUAGCCGCAACUGCUGGUGCUAUGAGUCCGCUACUCGAUAGCAACUUGCGUCUGCGAACUGAGUGCCGCAUUCCAUCUCAACCUCGCAAACCGGGCGAGGAAUCAGGCAGCCCGACUUCACGGGCGUACAAUUUUGAGAUUGUUCUUUAUGGUCCGCUGAAAUACGCCAAGAACAUUGGAGUUCACCUCAAAAGAACUGGUCAGCAACUUGUGGCACCUCACAUGGUCCAAAAAGGGAUUCGCGUCCAGAACCCUCAUGUUAGCGAGUAUAGACCUCCCGCUCCACGAACGUACUCCUCGUCCAACAUGAAUGCACAAACAGUCUCUAGUGCUCUGACUGCCCGCACCGUCGAGGAGGUGCGCUCCGAAGUGCUGGGUGUCUUUGACUCGAUGACGAAAAGCGAAGACUUGCCUAUGAUGGACCCAAGUGACAUAAUUACCACGCCACUGCUUAAGCAUCAGAAGCAGGGUCUUUACUUCAUGACAACUCGCGAGUCCUCCAAUGCCCAAGAUGACAAUAAGGAGGGUCUGGUAUCUUUUUGGCAGACUAAACUUGGACCGAACGGCCAGAAGUUUUAUUUCAAUGUCAUUACCGGCCAUCAUCAGAAAGCGCCACCACCGGAGACCAAAGGUGGCAUCCUGGCCGACAUGAUGGGACUUGGCAAGACUCUCAGUAUUCUGUCUCUCUUGGCGACAACCACCGAGCACGCUCGGCAGUGGGAGACCAAAUCGCCCGUGCAGCCCUCUCCUGUGGAACCCAAGGCUGUUAGCAGAAACGACAUUCUUGGCGGUAACCAACCGUCUCUUGGCUUGACUGCUGUGACCAGAAAUUCACGAGCUACAUUGAUCGUAUGCCCUCUCAGCACAGUCACCAAUUGGGAGGAGCAGGUGAAGCAGCACGUUAAGUCUGGCGCUUUAAAUGUGCAUAUUUACCACGGCCCAAGCCGCAUCAGAGAUGCUGCAAAGCUUGCGUCCUUUGACGUCGUCGUCACGACCUACGGUUCAGUCUCCAAUGAGCUGAGCUCUCGCAAGAGGGGGAAGCACGGUCAGUAUCCGUUGGAGGAGAUUAGCUGGUUUCGUAUCGUUCUUGACGAAGCACAUAUGAUUCGUGAGCAAAGCACUGUCCAGUUCAAAGCCAUUUGCCGUCUUCAGUCAGACAGAAAGUGGGCUGUCACUGGCACGCCAGUGCAGAAUCGGCUUGACGAUCUUGCCGCUCUACUCGCUUUUCUGCGCCUGCAUCCUUUUCAUGAACGGAGCAAGUUCCAUCGCUAUAUUGUGGAGCCUUUCAAAGUUUGUGAUCCCGAAAUUGUUCCAAAGCUGCGUAUCCUCGUCGACACAAUCACUCUGCGGAGACUCAAGGAUAAGAUUGAUCUGCCGCCUCGACAAGACCUUGUUGUCAAGCUCGACUUCUCGCACGAGGAGCGCGCUGUCUACGACAUGUUUGCUCGAAACGCCCAAGAUCGCGUCAAGGUACUCGCUGGUGCGCGAGACAAGGGACUCGGCGGCAACACCUACAUCCACAUCCUCAAAGCCAUAUUGCGACUGCGACUGCUUUGUGCACACGGCAAGGAUCUUCUGAAUGAAGCAGACUUGGCUGCUCUUGCCGGCAUGUCUGCUGAACUAGCCAUCACUAUUGAUGAUGAAGACGAGGAUGGACCAGCCCUUUCCCAUCAGAAGGCGCACGAAAUGUUCACGCUCAUGCAGGACACCAAUAACGAUGCUUGUAUUGAAUGUAGCAAGAAGAUUGCGGCUAACGAUGACUCCAUGGAUAAUGAAACCCAAGGAGACAUUCUUGGUUACAUGACGCCAUGCUUCCACGUCAUCUGCCGCUCAUGCAUUGGCAGCUUUGAGCGUCGCGUCAAGUCUAACGUCCCUGCUGGUUAUAUUGCAGGCCCUUGCCCCGUAUGCAACAGCCAAAUCCGUUUUGACUUUGUCGAACUGCGCCGAGAGGAUGUGGAGGCCGAGCAUAAGGGUGCUAGCCGUAAAUCAAAGACUGGUCCCAAAUACACCGAUGGCUACAACGGGCCGCAUACAAAGACAACGGCCCUUCUAGAAGACCUUCUCAAGUCGGAAGAAGCAACCAAGGCCAAUCCCACUGAGCCGCCGUACAAGUCUGUGGUGUUUUCCGGCUGGACAUCGCAUCUGGAUCUGAUCGAGCUUGCCUUGAGGGCUGCUAGCAUUUCCUUUGUCCGGCUCGACGGCACCAUGUCGCGCAUGGCGCGUACCGCCGCCAUGGACAAGUUCCGCGAGGAUGACAACGUUCAUGUUAUCCUCGUAUCCAUCAUGGCCGGCGGUCUCGGCCUCAACCUGACGGCCGGCAACAGCGUGUACGUCAUGGAACCGCAAUUCAACCCGGCCGCGGAGGCGCAGGCCGUAGACCGCGUGCAUCGCCUCGGCCAAAAGCGCCCCGUCAAGACGGUGCGCUACAUUAUGCGCAACAGCUUCGAAGAGAAGAUGGUGGAGCUGCAAGAGAAGAAGACCAAGCUCGCCAACCUCAGCAUGGAUAGCCAGAAUAGGUCCCUGGACAAGGCCGAGUCGGCGCGGCAGAAACUCAUGGACAUUCGCAGCCUCUUCAAGUAA